Molecule: messenger RNA, 2985 nt
Organism: Klebsormidium nitens
Lineage: Eukaryota; Viridiplantae; Streptophyta; Klebsormidiophyceae; Klebsormidiales; Klebsormidiaceae
Source: the annotation of a GenBank genome assembly
AUGGCUUUGCGGGGGGCCCUCUUCCGGUGUCUCCUUCUGGCUGCGUGCCUGGCCGGCACUUUGCCCCGCCCUGCCUGCAGCGGCCCCGCCGGCCCCACCUUCUCCCCCGCCGGCUGCCUGGACCCCCCCACCGGCGUCGCCACCUUCCGCCCCAUGGUGGAGGAGCUGGAAGCCCGAAAGGGCCCCCCCCACUUUACUGGGCUGCCGCGGGGGGUGCGGCAGCGCACGUAUGCGGGGACGGACCUGUGGAACAGCCGGGGCAUGAACCUGACGCAGGCGGUGCGCGCCAUGCUGGGGGAUCCCUUUGCGUACUACGAGACGGCGCUCUUCACCGUCUACAAGAUGGCCCUCCUCAACCAGACGGCCACGCUGCCCUACCUCGUCUACGCCUGGGAUCGUGGGCACUGGCCCACCACGGAGGACGGGCCCUGGCCCCAAUAUAAGGUCCCCGUCGGAAGAAAGCGCGGACUGAAAGGGUUCCUGCUCGCGGUGCAGUACUUCAAGGAGCUGGUGCGCGACAUUGUUCCCGCGAUUGCGGACUCGGGGCUGGCGGAGGUUGGCGCGGGGUUGAGCGAGGCGGCCGCGGUGUGUCGCGCGCGGCUGCUGCUGGACCACCGCUUCGCGCGGCUGGGCCGCGAGGCACUGGACCAGACGUACCUGCUCGGGGUGGGCAACGACCUGGGGGAGGACCCCUACGACUGCCUGUACUCGUCGUCCUCCCAGGGCCUCACCAACGAGGUAUACGGGCCGGAUGUCGUUGUUCUGGCGCCCGACCACCGGAAGCGCGGGCUGGACCUCAACUUCUACCAGGACCGCUUCUGCCCCCACUCCCACGACUACAGCGAGAUCCUCACACCCGGGUACCGGUUCCCGGACGCGAUCGAGGGCUACUUGGUGUUGACGUGGAACAUCCGGUCGGAGGACGAGGACCAGUUCAAGGGCGUCGAGUGGGCCUUCGUCAAGGCGCACCACGACGGGGAGGACUUCGUGCUCCUCCUCGGCACGCAGGAGUUGGACCACCCGGUGUUUUGCGUGGACCAGCACCCGGCGGGCCACUUCGUGGAGUGCAUCCCGGACUCCCUCCAGAACUACACGCAGCGCUGCCGCAAGGACCCGCAGCUGCCGUCCCACCGCCUCACCAACGUCACCAUUCCCGUCAUCGGGGUGCUCUACCAGGCACUCCCCGACGACGAGCCCGCAAUCCCCGGAGGAUUCGUGGCCGGGCAGAACGCCGAGCGGCGCGCGCGCGCGCAGGCGGUGCUGGCGCGGCAGCGCGGCGACGGCGUGAUGUGCAACGGGACGCUCAAGAAGCCGCUGCGCGCCGACGUGCGCGCGCUGGUGGACGGCGCGCUGGCCACCGAUGGAUCCACCUUCCAGGUCGCCCUCUGGACGGUGGACAUGGUGCAGUACCCGGCCACGCCGAGCAAGCUAGCGGCCGCGGCGGGCGAGCGAGCGGCCGCGGCUGCGGGGGAAGUGCGGAAGCCGUCGCGCGAGCCGCCGCUGUGGAUCAUCGCGCUGCUGUGCCUGGGGAGCGUCGGGGGGGACCUGCUCGGACAGCGGGCCACGCGGCACCACUUCAAGUCGACCCGCCGCAUGAUCCUGGUGAGCAUGCUGGUGUCCGCGCUACUAGUCCUGGUCCUGGGCGGUAUUGGCGAGCUGCUGUUCCCGCGCCAGACGGGCGCCAUCGUGGUGCGCGGCCGCCCGGUGCAGUGCUACCGGGAGGUGCUGGCCGGCGUGCCGGGCAAGGACGAGGCCUUCUGCAUCGCCCGCCCCGAGCAGUGCUCCCCGGUGGCCUGCCCCGCGCAGGGGCCGUCCACCAUCGGGUGGGCCAUCGGCGCGCACCCGCUGCUGCUGCUGCUGGGACUGCUCGCCAUCCUCUACCACGUGUGCGAGGUGGUGCUGCACCUGCACCCGCUGGGCAUCUUGUUCAAGCCGCUCGCGUCCUUCUUCGCCACGUUCCUCAUCGUGCCGCUCGCGCGCGUCUUCGGCUACUUGGAGGCGCCCAUCCCCGCCUACGUCAUGCUCGUCGGCGCGGCCGGCACGUACCUGUGCCUCUACGAAAAGAAGCGCGCGCCCGCGCCGCACCAGCACGUCGAGCUGGCCACCGUGGACGACGACGACGCGCUAGAGGACGACGCGCGCGCGGGGAGGGCUGCGCGGCCGCUCGGCGCGGCCGCGGUGGUGGGUACGGCGACGGUGGAGGACGACUUCCCGGUGUCGGAGCACUUCCACGAGAACGCGGGGCAGGGGUGGGGGCUGGGGGGGGGGAAAGAAAAGGCGGGGUACGUGGCCGUGGAGGCGGAGGAGGUGGAGAAGCACGUGCUGCGCGCGCACGGCGACGACGAGGCGGCGGGCCUGCUGGGGGCGGCCGGCAAGGGCGACGGCGCGGGGCGCAGCCUGGUGGGGUUCCUGCUGCUGGGGGGCAUCUUCGGGGUGCUGGUGACGAGCAUGGCGGUGUGGGUGAUCGUGCAGAAGCUGGUCAACGACCGCUGCCGCGUCAACGAGUUCGGCUUCACCGCGCUCGACCAGGUGUUGCUCCCGCUGUACAUGGGCGCGUUCCUGUGGGUGUGCGACUGGCUGCCCGCCGGGUACCGCCAGGUGUUCCUCCCCGACAUGCACGACCAGGAGCAGACGCUCGCGCAAGCCGCGCGCCAGGCGGUGGCGCAGUGCUGCGCGGCGCGCGGGGAGGCGCUCGCGUUGGUGGUCGUGCAGCGCGCGCUGGCGAACGCGCGCAUCGCGGUGUUCUUCUGGCUGUCCAUCAAGUACAACCUGACGUCCGUCUUCUUCGAGUCCACCGUGCUGCGCGUCAGCAUGAGCUGGCUCGUCGUGCUGGGUGUGAACACGCUCGCGCCGUCGUUCAUCAACCUGGCGGAUACGGAGCGCUUCACCUUCCGCGACGCCGACACGCGGCGCGUCAUCCUGAUCAAGGGCCUCGGCACCGUCGUCGUCUUCUUCACGCUCGUCCUGCUCGAGGCGCGGCGGUAG